CGCAGUGGCAGCCGGGACGUCGGCGGACUGUGUGACUGCGCUCAGGAAGGUGCGUGUCCCCAGUGUCCGCUCCGGUCGCCCGGUUAGGAAUGCGCUUACGAACCUGGCGUGUGCUGUAAUAUUUGAUUAAUCACCAGUGAAGACCGAGGUCUAAAGUAGAGUAAUGGUUUGUAAUUGCGUGUACAACUAGAACCGUUAGCGUUGAGCCUUGAUUCAUUGAGCUAGCUGUCGUUAGCGCGCUUCGUUGAUUCAUAGCACGCUAAGUGGCUAUUCACAGCUACUAGCCGGCUAGCUGCUAGUAGGCUAGUUCAAGUGAGCUGCUGACCAAUCCAGUCGAACAGGAGAGAACCAGACUGACUGCUGAGCCCAGCCGGUAUUUCGCAGAGAGGAGGUGGUGGCUGGUGGGGGCCGGGAGAACGCGACGGGGUGGAAGUGAGUCAGGAGCGGCUGAUGAGUUCAGACCAGAGCGGAGAGCCGCCGCUGCUGCAGGAGGAGGCUGAUCCGGGACCGAAGACCGGUGGGAAGGACGAGGCUCCGCUGGGGAGCGAGGGAGGGACGGGCGGCAUGGUCACCUCUAAGGGCGCCGGCUUGAACCCAAAUGCCAAGGUAUGGCAGGAGAUGCCUGUGGUCCCCAGUGAGGCAGUUACCAACAGCCCUCACUGGCCCCCCUCUGACAUCAGUGAUGGUUAUUCUGAGCAGCCGUCUGCUGGGUGCAAGCAGUACACUGUGGGAUUCACAGCCCUGGAUGACAGCAGCUCCACAGCAACAGCUGAGAUAGCAGUAAAUGGAAUGGACCCUCCAGACUUGGGCUUUUCUCCCGCCGAGUCCACCACAGGGACCUCAGUGGAUUCCAAAACAGAAGAACAGCCCAUCUCCACUGAGGGUUUACGAGAGUCUCUGAAGAAAGAGCUGGAGUUUUAUUUUUCUAGAGAAAACCUCUCUAAGGAUUUGUACCUGAUGUCCCAGAUGGACAGUGACCAGUUUGUCCCCAUUUGGACAAUAGCCAGCAUGGAAGGCAUCAAAGCGCUCACCACUGACAUUGACCUCAUCCUUGAUGUGUUGAGAUCUUCUCCUAUGGUACAAGUAGAUGAGAAGGGGGAGAAAGUGCGUCCAAAUCACAAGCGUUGCAUUAUCAUCCUAAGGGAGGUCCCUGAAACCACACCUGUCGAGGAAGUUGAGUCACUGUUCAAAAAUGAUGAUUGUCCAAAGGUGAUCAGUGUGGAGUUUGCACAUAACAACAACUGGUACAUCACAUUCCAAUCAGACACAGAUGCUCAGCAGGCCUACAAGUACUUAAGAGAGGAAGUAAAGACAUUUCAGGGAAAACCCAUCAUGGCCAGGAUAAAGGCCAUCAACACAUUCUUUGCAAAGAAUGGCUACCGUAGCGUGGACAGCAGCCUGUACGCUCAGCAGUCCCAGAGCCAGUCCCAGUACAGUUCUCCUCUCUACAUGCAGCACGUCUACCCCCAGCAGCAGUACCAGCUCUACGGCAUCGUACCCCCCACUUGGACGCCUUCACCUGCACCGUAUUUUGAAACCCCUCUGGCGCCUUUCCCCAAUAGUAGCUUUGUGAAUGGAUUUGGCUCUGCUGGACACUACAAAGCUGGUUCAAAUUCUCUUAAUAUCACUCGUCCCUUCAACAGAAGCCGUGUCCCCCUCUAUUCAAGAAAGAAUGUAAUAAAUGCCUUCAGAAACCAUGUGAAACCCCAGAUGAGAACAAGCGAAGUGACCCCAGCAUCCAUAACUCCUGUCCCUCUAGAGAGUCUGACUGGACUUCGAAGCCCACAGCCUCCUAUUGUCGCCGCUGCUACGACCACUAACCCAGUCCAGACAGCUUCAGACCUGAGCACUGCGUUCUCACAUCUCUCCUCCUCUUCUUCCUCCCUGGAGCCCAGCGAUGACGGCGCCUCAGCUGGACGUGGAAGGCGGAGCACAACCUACAGAGGGACACGGAGGAGGCGGGAGGAUGAACGGCUUGCGAGGCCUGUACCACUAGCAGAGGUCAAGGUUUCUCCACCCAAGUUUGACCUGGCUGCUACCAACUUCCCACCUCUUCCUGGCUGCGUGGUCAGUACACAGGGAGAGCCAGUCCUAGAAAACCGAAUGUCGGAUGUCGUGCGUGGUUUGUACCGGGAAAAGACAGAACAAGCCAAUAAAGAAGCCACUGUGAGUUCAAGCUCAAGCCAAGCGCCAGUUACGGAGGAGUCUGUGGCGGCCUCAUGCCCUGGCCUGGCAGCAUCGAAAUCUGCAACACAACCACUUGCAUCCUCCUUAGCCCCUGGUGUCACUCGUCAGGAGAAGAGGGUUGACAGAGGUGAGACCCCAGCUCCAAAGUCGGUGCAGCGCACACCUGUUCAAACUACUGUAAACCCUGCGUCCACCCAGCCUGUGCCUAGCUCCAGGCCUCAGCCCUCUACUGCAUCUGUUCCAGUGACACCCAGUAGUACACCUGCCCCUGCUACAGCCACAAUUCCCACACCUGCACAGGAGCCGCGUAAGCUCAGCUACGCAGAGGUGUGUCAGCGGCCACCCAAGGACCCUCCGCCUGCAGCCCCUUCCCCGGCUGCCUCUGGAGCUGCAUCGAACCAGCCUUUGCGGGAGUUACGGGUGAACAAGGCUGAUGAGCCGGGCUUCACCAGUGCUCCCGGGGACAAACAAGAGAGAGGCCACGACCGAGAGGGUGGAUGGGAAUGCAAGGAGAGCCGGCCACCGCGCGAACGUGACUCUCAAGGCUACUACCGCAACAAUGGCCCCAGAGGCGCAGCGGGCCUCAAGUUCCGGGACCAGAGACGCCCUGCUCCGGCCCGGCGCAGCUCCCCCCAGGGAGUCUACAGGCACACUGGCAAAGAGCAGAAUAUUCCACCAGUAUCGCCAAAGUAAAAACUUUGAUAUGAAUAGAAAAAAAGAUGUAUGAAUAUAUAUACAAGGAUAUAUAUAAUUAUAUAAAAAUGAUUAACGUAAAAGCAACAACAUUAUGGUAGCCACCUUCCCCCCCUGGAACUUGUCCAAUGAAAAGCUUUUAAAAAUGACAAUAAGACCAGGACAUCCAGGAGUAAUGGGCAAAAUGACACCUCAAGAACUGAAGUCAUUUGAAACGGAAGCAACAGUCUUGUUUUGAUCUCCAGCAUUUUGCUUAAGUGCGAUUGGUCUGGAGAUGAUUUUGUUUAUGCUCUGCUAGGGAUAGGUGGGAUUCUGGGCUCUGUAAAUGGCCCUCUACUGUUUUUGAUUUUAAAGAAUAGAUGUUGGUUUGCUGAACAUUAUGCACAAGAAGAAAAGAACAUGCAUAAGUGUCAUGUACAUAUACAGAGAUAUCACUAACACGCAGUUGAGACAGUUUUUUUUUUUUUUUUUUUUUUUUUUUUUCUUCGUGUGCUUUAGGGUUGUAAGUUUGACUGAAGGGUUGACUGAUGUCUGUGUAUGCUUUGAUUGUUAAACGAUGCUACAGUGUGCUGUUGCAUUACUCCAAUGCAAUAGAUGAUUUCUUUUUUUUUUUUUUUUUUUUCUCCACAUCAGCGAUUCAGAGUCACUGUCCUGGAGUUGGGCAGUGUGGUCUUCUAAUGUAUAUUAAUGAAAUGUGUUCUCUGAUGGUAUUUUGAUCCUGGAUCAUGAUUGGCUUAAAUUGUUAUCAACUACACCACAGUUAGAUGUGUGGUUUUGUUUGAAGAGGAAAUCUACUUUGGGGUCCUCACUUGGUGUCGGCCACAGUGAACUACUACUAGCCUGGUCCAAAGCUUUUCAUGUUAAAUUUUCUUUCUUUUCGAAGCUUUUUUUUUUUUUUUUUUUUUUUGAGGGAACCCACUCCAGUGGGUUCAGAAUAGUGUCCUGUUGAUAAUCAGUCAGGUUCUUUGUUUACAUGUUUGUCUGUUUGGGUAGUGAGGUUUUUCAUGCAAAACAGAACUAGAGGCUAAGAUUUGACUGUUCAGCACGGCUGAUGGUGUAAGUGAGGUUUGGCUUUUCUACGUCAUGAAAGAAUAUCCAGGUUAACCUUAUAUCUGUGAACUGUUCUUAAUAAAGACAUAGUGUCAAACAUAGACUAAGGAUUGACGUUAGCUAGGGACGAUAGCUAGCUACCUAACAUUUGGCAGCCAAGUCAUGGGUAUAGAGAAUUUGAACUUUAUCAUGUGCUACGUGCCAGCUGCCUACGAUCAUAGUGUGGUAGGAUACCGUUUAGAUUUUUAUUGUCUUGGAAACUUUCGGAGCGGAGAAACUGGAUUUUGAAGAAGCUGUAGAGGUGUAGUCGCCUAUGUUAUAUUGUGAUAACCCUUCACUAAAAAUGUGUGUGGGAGAAUGUAAUCCUAGUACUGAGCUUACAGGAGAAGGCUUGACCGCGGGUAUCAGCCAGAUUGUUUUGCUUUUAGGGUGAGUUUGAGAUUUCCUGAUUGUUAUUUUUUUGUUGUUAUUGUUUUGGGUUUUUUCUUUUUCUUUUUUUUUUUUUUUUUUUAAAUUUCUUUUUGAAAAACAGUCUGACUUAGAAUUUGGAGUUUGACUUUGCUGUAUGUGUUGCUUUUUAAAUGUAUUUAUUUUAAUUCUGUUGCGCAACGCUUUUCUCCCAAUCUUGGUAGGCUGGUUUCCCCAAAGUUGUGUGAAAUCGCAUUGGCAAAAUAAAAUCACGCAUAUGACAUUUGGUUCGAGAUGUCAGCCGAGAAAAAAUACUUGAUGCAUUGACUUUGGGUUUGGUAAUGCAGUAAACGAGUAACCAAUCACUGGGGCUGUUUUUCUUUUUCCUUCAUUAAUGAGUAUGAGCAGCUAGUGAUUUAGUAUAAUUAAAAAAAUGCACUAACUUGUUUUUAAAAUGAAACUUACUCAUGAGUAAUGUGAAGUCAUUUUAGAUGCAUAUGGUUGCUGUUGACAGGCUUGCAAAUACCUACAGGAAUUGCUUCCUCCCUCCAUAUGUUUGGGUUAUUUUCUGUUAAUUUGGGUUGGGUGGCAAAAGGAAAUAUAGCAAUGAAUUAACAAAGUGUUUGAGACACAAUCCUAGAACUGUAUGAAAUGUCACCAAAAAUAAAUUAUUUUGAUUUGG
Messenger RNA from Betta splendens (Siamese fighting fish), 5020 nucleotides. RefSeq names its product La ribonucleoprotein 4 (gene larp4aa). The transcript has 17 exons. Gene Ontology annotation, biological process: positive regulation of translation. NCBI's taxonomy places the organism in Eukaryota, Metazoa, Chordata, Actinopteri, Anabantiformes, Osphronemidae. Gene Ontology annotation, cellular component: cytosol; cytoplasmic stress granule. The record is from RefSeq and is a predicted model, not a curated record. The coding region runs from base 451 to 2880 and encodes 809 amino acids. Gene Ontology annotation, molecular function: mRNA 3'-UTR binding.